AUGUCACAACAAAGGGAUGUAACUCUUCAAAGUGCACGAGUUAAAUUGUCAAAUAUCGCAGCGGAAGUGUAUGAUUGCGGCAAUCGCAUCGCCCGAUACCAGCCAAGCGAAGACGUUGUGAAACUUCAGGAAGAAAUACGCCAGCUGGAAAUUCGUUUAGACGACAUACUUUUUUCUGGAUAUCCUCGCUCUGGAAACCAUUGGUUUUUCGAGGUCGUAAACAUGGCGCUCCACCAAAAUACGCGCUUUGAGCACGGCAACUUAUUCCAUCAUCUUCUGGACGCAAUGCAACUGAAAAAUAUACGUGAUAUUGUCCCAACUCUGCCUUCACCUCGCGUCCUGGCCUCACACCGCUGGUUUCAGUUCCUGCCCAAACAAGCCUUUGAGAAGAAACCUCGUCUUGUUUACGUGCUGCGGAACCCCAAGGAUGUUUGGGUUUCCUUUUUCAAGCUGAUGACUUCUUACAAGUCAGAUGAAUACAAUUUUUUUGGCAGCUGGGAGGAGUAUUUCGAAUUGCAGAUGAACGGAGAGUUCCUUUGGGGCUCCUGGUUUGAGCAUGUGUUAGCCUUUGAGGAAUUCAUAUCUGAGCGCCCAGAAUUUUCGGUAUGCGUCAUCCAAUUCGAGGAACUCAAAGAACGUCCAGCAGAAGUGAUACAAGAGUUAUGCCGCUUUCUCAAAGUACCGGAGGACAAGGCAGAGGAAAUAGCAGACGCCACACGGUUCGAGAACAUGAAAAAGAAUGUGAUGAAAGGCGGUGUAGGGGAUUUUACGAGGGAGCUUUUGAAAGACGAAGAACACGGGUUUAUUCGCAAGGGCAAUACUGGGGACUGGAAAGGUCAUUUCACCGUAGAGCAGAAUGAGAGGUUUGAUGAGCUGUUUAAGGCCAAGAUGGCAGGAUCUAAACUUGGGCAGAAGGUUGAGAAAUACAUCAAAUGA
Messenger RNA from Aplysia californica (California sea hare), 936 nucleotides. Its product is annotated as sulfotransferase 1C2-like. Gene Ontology annotation, cellular component: cytoplasm. The coding region runs from base 1 to 936 and encodes 311 amino acids. The transcript is spliced from 2 exons. Gene Ontology annotation, molecular function: sulfotransferase activity. Gene Ontology annotation, biological process: sulfation. NCBI's taxonomy places the organism in Eukaryota, Metazoa, Mollusca, Gastropoda, Aplysiida, Aplysiidae. The record is from RefSeq and is a predicted model, not a curated record.